GGGCCAAAGGAAUCCCCGCCCAACCCGAUCCCAGCUUGGCUGCGUUGUUUGGGGACAGUCCGAAGAUGGCGACGGCCCAGCUGUACUGCGUCUGCCGGCAGCCGUACGAUGUGAGCCGGUUUAUGAUAGAAUGCGAUAUUUGUAAGGACUGGUUUCACGGCAGCUGUGUUGAGGUAGAAGAGCACCAUGCUGUGGACAUAGACGUUUACCACUGUCCUAGCUGUGACGUCCACCAUGGACCAUCUCUGAUGAAGAAGCGAAGAAACUGGCACAGACACGACUACACCGAGCCAGAUGACGGCAGUAAGCCAGUGCAGGCUGGCACCUCUGUGUUUGUGCGGGAGCUGCAGACAAGGACCUUCCCCAAUGGAGAUGAGAUCUUGCAGCCAAUGCAGGGCAGUCAGGUCACCCAGAGGUAUCUGGAAAGGCAUGGCUUCCGCUAUCCCAUCGCUGUACACAAAAUGGAAGGGCUCGGCCUCUGCUUACCUCCACCGGAUUUCUCCGUCAAGGAUGUCGAGCGCUAUGUCGGAGGCGACAAAGUGAUUGAUGUCAUCGAUGUGGCCAGGCAAGCAGACAGCAAGAUGAAACUGAGUGCAUUUGUGAAGUAUUACUACAGCCCUCAGCGGCCCAAAGUCCUCAACGUCAUCAGUCUGGAGUUUUCAGACACCAAGAUGUCAGAGCUGGUGGUGGUCCCUGAUAUCGCUCAGAAGAUGUCUUGGGUGGAGAACUACUGGCCUGAUGACUCUUACUUUCCCAAGCCCUUUGUGCAGAAGUACUGCUUAAUGGGCGUGAAGGACAGUUAUACCGACUUCCAUAUUGAUUUUGGGGGCACAUCUGUGUGGUACCAUGUCCUGUGGGGGGAGAAGAUUUUUUACUUGAUAAAGCCCACUCCAGCCAACCUUGCACUAUAUGAGGAGUGGAGCUCGUCUCCAACCCAGAGUGAAGUGUUUUUCGGGGAGAAAGUGGACAAGUGCUACAAGUGUGUCGUGCAGCAGGGAACAACACUUCUGAUCCCUACAGGAUGGAUCCAUGCUGUUCUCACCUCUCAGGAUUGCAUGGCUUUCGGAGGAAACUUCCUCCACAACCUCAACAUAGGCAUGCAGCUCAGGUGCUAUGAGAUGGAGCGGCGUCUGAAGACUCCAGACCUCUUUAAGUUUCCUUAUUUUGAGGCUAUUUGUUGGUAUGUAGCAAAGAACCUGCUGGAGACUCUCAAAGAAUCCCGAGAAGAUAACUGCCUGCCUCCAGAAUACCUGAUCAAGGGAGUGAAAGCUUUGAUUACUGCACUGAGGAACUGGCUAAAGAGAGAGGUCACAGAGCCAGCCAGCGAGGUCCCUGACCAUAUCAGACCCAACCAUCUCAUUAAAAUGCUCACCAAGGAAAUCCAGUACCUUGAGGAUUAUCAGAAUGGGAACUGUGGAAGCAAGCUAAUGAAAUCUCAUGGAAUCUCUGCGUGUCCUUCCACGAGGUCGGCACACGAGAGAGGUUCUCACGCACGCAGGACAGCCAGACGUCUUCGUGACCACCACCAUCAUCACCCUCAUCACUCUCACGGCCCUAAAGCUCCUUCUAACCUCGACAUCUUUGAGCAGCACACCCAGGAAGUCUUAAAAAAACUUGAAAUGGGUACUUAUGAGGAGGAUGCCUCCUUUAACCUGACGGUCAAUGGCAAGUUCAACAAGGUCUCCACGGCCUCAGCUGCAGUGGCGGAGCGGAGCUUGGACAACAAACUGCGUCUGGUGCUGUGCAAUGGAUGUAUAGUCAGAGAUAACAGGCAGCAUGCUGGAGACAAAAGACCAAGGAUAAAAGAAGACGAAGGCUCCAGAGAUGUGAAGAUGGAUUUACUCAAGAUUAAACUAGUAUCUAAAGAGGAAGAACAGGAAGUGGAUAUUGAAAUGAAAGAGAGAGAUCAGCAUCAUGUAGCCAGAGAAGUGAAUUCCUUUGCAGAUCUUAAUAAGCAAGAGAGUUCAGAUCUCAGGAACAGAGAAUCGGUACUUUCAGACAUCUCAUCGGACUCUGAAUCAGAUGAGGACUACACUACACGGAAAAAGAACUGCUCUGAGGAAGAAUCUGAAAGCUCUUCAGAGGAAGAGGAAGAUGAAAAGAUUAGGAUGAGUGGAGACGACCAAAGUAAGACCAAAAGUUGCUCCAGCUACACGACGGAUACGCAUCGAUCCAGGCAAAAGCUUGACCCUUUUGAAAAAUGUGGUAAAAGUGAAUACGCUACCUCGCCAAGCACAGAAGAGGAUGCUAUCCAGGGAAUGCUGUCUAUGGCAGGGCUGUUGUAUUCUCACCCAUCAGAAGAUCCCAGCAGUUCACAAGAAUCCUGGUGGUCUCGAACCAACCAUCCCUCCCCUGACUACAGUAGAAAGGAGGCUGCAUCAGGAGAGGAGAACCAGGAUUCAGACAGCAAUUCAUCACAGGAGGGCUUUCGGGAGCAUGAUUCAAAAGGAGGAUGUCCCGCCAAACUCAAGCAUAGGAUCCAGGAACACAAGAACUUCAUGGACAGCCAGGACAGCGGCAGCAACAGCAGCAGUGAAGCUUGGAGCAGUCGCACACACUCCCCAGCCCACGGGGAAAGCCCCACUUUGGCCUACCAAUACUGUGAAACAUCCCUAUCGCCACCUCUGCACCCAUCCAAGAGGCCUGCUUCAAAUCCCCCACCAAUCAGCAAUCAGGCCACCAAAGGUAAACGUCCUAAGAAAGGUAUGGCCACAGCGAAGCAGCGAUUGGGCAAGAUUCUCAAAUUGAGCAGACACAAACCUUUCUUUGUGUAGUUCCAGUGAUGGCAGUCGCCGCCUGCAGAAGAUUGG
Messenger RNA from Sinocyclocheilus rhinocerous, 2810 nucleotides. Its product is annotated as lysine-specific demethylase 7B-like. The transcript has 21 exons. The record is from RefSeq and is a predicted model, not a curated record. Lineage: Eukaryota; Metazoa; Chordata; Actinopteri; Cypriniformes; Cyprinidae. Bases 66 to 2774 code for a protein of 902 amino acids.